This is a messenger RNA of Penicillium lagena, 4308 nucleotides long. RefSeq lists its product as uncharacterized. Gene Ontology annotation, cellular component: membrane. Gene Ontology annotation, molecular function: ATP binding; ATP hydrolysis activity; ABC-type transporter activity. The coding region runs from base 1 to 4308 and encodes 1435 amino acids. NCBI's taxonomy places the organism in Eukaryota, Fungi, Ascomycota, Eurotiomycetes, Eurotiales, Aspergillaceae. The record is from RefSeq and is a predicted model, not a curated record. Gene Ontology annotation, biological process: transmembrane transport. The transcript is spliced from 2 exons.
AUGACUAUGGAGAGCGACAGCGACAUCGAGUUUGCUCCUAUUACGGAGCGAACCGUCACCGCCCUGGACGAACGGGAGCUGGAGACCUUGAACCGCAUUGCCUCCAGCAAAAUCGGCCAAGUCCUAUCGGCCAGGAAAGAGAGCAAAGACCCCGGGCUGGAUCCCAGCAGCCCCGAGUUUGAUCACCACCGAUGGGCCCAAACUGUGCUCAGCCAAGUACACGAAUCUGGCAUCGACAUUCCACACCAAGGCGUGGUCUUCUCCAACCUGUGUGUGAGUGGCUCAGGAGCUGGCCUUCAAUUCCAGGAGACCUUGAUCUCUAGUCUCACUCUCCCCAUCCGCUUUUUGACCAAGGCUCUCUCUGGACGUCUGUCGCCCCCGCGACGGAUCUUGCACAAUUUCGAUGGCCUGUUACAGAGCGGCGAGCUUCUACUCGUCCUGGGACGUCCGGGAAGCGGAUGCACCACACUUCUUAAAACCAUCUGUGGGCAUCUGGGAGGGUUGACCAUGGAGCCAGACAGUGUGAUCCACUAUGAGGGCAUCGGCUUCGAGCAGAUGAUCCAACACCACCGUGGGGAAGUGGCCUACAACAAAGAGGUCGACCUGCAUUUCCCCCACCUGACGGUUGGCCAGACGCUCUCGUUUGCUGCCCACGCCCGUGCUCCACAUCGGCGCAUCGAGGAUAUGACGCGAAAUGAGUAUGUCGAUACCAUCACCAAGGUGGUCAUGUCAGUUUUUGGGCUCUCGCACACCUAUCAUACCAAAGUCGGCAGUGAAUUCGUGCGCGGCGUGAGUGGAGGAGAGAGAAAGCGCGUCAGUAUUGCCGAGAUGUUUCUGUCUCGGUGCCGCAUUGGAGCCUGGGAUAACAGCACGCGAGGGUUGGACGCGGCCUCCGCCCUGAAAUUCGUCCGGUCUUUGCGACUGGCGGCUGACAUGGGCUCAUGCCAUGCAAUUGCCGCGUACCAAGCGUCCCAAUCCAUGUACGAUCUGUUUGACAAAUUGGUGCUUCUCUACGACGGGUAUGAGAUCUACUAUGGCCCCCGGGAUCGAGCCGUGUCCUACUUCCAGGACAUGGGUUGGGCGAGACCCGAACGUCAGGUCAGCGGAGACUUUUUGACCGCCAUCACCAACCCCACGGAGCGCAAGGCCCUUCCGGGGAUGAAGAAUAAGGUGCCGCGUACCGCCAAAGAAUUUGCCGAGUACUGGAAGAAGAGCCCGGAGUACCAGACACUGCGCAAUGAAAUUACGAGCUAUGAACGAGAGCAUCCCCCAAGUGGCGACGAUGCCAAGAGACUGCAGGCCAGCCAUGAACAGCAACAAGCUCACCACACGCGGUCUCGCAGUCCCUAUCUUCUUUCUAUCCCCAUGCAGAUUCGCCUCUGCACACGGCGAGCCUACCAGCGAAUGCUAAAUGAUCUGCCGACGGCCUUGUCUCCGCUUAUUGUCCAGCUAAUCCUGUCUUUGAUUAUCGGGUCUGUCUUCUACAACACCCCGGACACCUCGAGUUAUUUUUUCCAAAAGGGUGCUGUGUGUUACUUUGCUGUGCUCAUGAAUGCUCUCCUCACCAUCAACGAGAUCAUGCAACUGUAUAGCCAGCGUCCCGUGGUGGAGAAACAGGCUGCUUAUGCAUUUGUUCACCCUUUUACUGAGGCAAUAGCCAGUCUUGUGGUGGAUCUGCCAAUCAAGCUCCUGCGUAUCUCAAUCUUCAGUAUUGUCCUGUACUUCCUGUCCAACCUCCGCCGGGAACCAGGGCCCUUCUUCAUCUUCUACCUGUUCCUGAUCUUUGCUGUCCUCACCAUGUCGGGGCUCUUCCGCAGCCUGGGGGCACUGACCAAGUCCAUCGGGCAGGCAAUGGCAUUUGCUGGUAUCUUGGUACUCUGUAUUGUUGUCUACACAGGUUUUACACUCCCACAGCCUUACAUGCACCCUUGGCUCGCCUGGAUUCGGUGGAUCAAUCCGAUCUACUAUACGUUCGAGGCACUGAUAGCCAAUGAGUUCCAUGGUCGCAACUAUGAUUGUUCACAGUUUAUUCCAAGCUACGGAACUGGCACGUCCUUCAUCUGUUCGUCGAUCGGUGCCGUGGCUGGUCAGCGGUUUGUUUCCGGGGAUGCAUUCAUCGCACAAAACUAUCACUAUUACUACUCUCAUCUGUGGCGCAACUUCGGCAUCCUCGUCGCUUUCAUGAUCUUCUUCAAUGCCAUUUAUCUGAUGGCCACAGAAUUUAUUUCCAGCGAUAAGUCAAAGGCAGAAGCACUCGUGUUCCGUCCUGGCCAUGCCCCGAAACACCUCCAAGUAGGCCAGGAUGCUGAGGAUGGGGUGAUGGAGCCUCCUAACAAGCUCGAAGUACAGCAUACAAACGACACGAUUCGUCUCCCGCAGCAGAAAGAUGUUUUCUCAUGGAAGGCCCUGAACUACGACAUUCCUGUGAAGGAAGGUACUCGUCGACUUUUGGACAAUGUGAACGGAUGGGUCAAGCCAGGCACUUUGACCGCAUUGAUGGGUGUCUCGGGCGCAGGAAAGACAACUCUGCUGGAUGUUCUCGCCCAACGAGUGUCAAUUGGUGUGGUCACUGGGGAUAUUCUGGUAAAUGGCCAGCCGUUGUUGCCAAAUUUCCCCCGUCGGACUGGUUACGUGCAACAACAAGAUCUUCACCUUGACACUACCACAGUGCGUGAAGCUCUACGGUUCAGUGCCAUGCUCCGCCAGCCAAAGAGUGUGCCUAAACACGAAAAGUACGAAUAUGUGGAACAGGUGAUUAAGGUCCUUGGCAUGGAAGACUUUGCUGAAGCGGUCGUUGGAUCCCUUGGAGAAGGACUGAAUGUCGAGCAGCGGAAGCUGCUCAGUAUUGGCGUUGAGCUUGCAGCAAAACCCACUCUUUUGAUUUUCCUAGAUGAGCCUACGAGUGGCCUUGACUCCCAGAGUUCGUGGAUCAUCUGUCAGUUCCUUCGGCGGCUCGCGGAUCACGGGCAGGCUGUACUGGCUACGAUUCACCAGCCGAGUGCAACUCUGUUCCAGACCUUUGAUCGUUUGCUCUUUCUGGCCAAAGGUGGCAGAACAGUGUAUUUUGGUGAUGUUGGAGAACAAUCUUCUACCCUUCUGGAGUACUUUGAACGCAAUGGUGCCCGAAAAUGCGAAGAAUUUGAGAAUCCUGCCGAGUAUAUCCUCGACAUGGUUGCCGGAGAAGGGUGUCCCGAAGUGGACUGGGCGCAAGCGUGGAGUAAAAGCCCGGAAUACCAAGAAGUCCUCGCUGAAGUCGACCGGCUUCAUUCACUACACAAUGGGUCAACUCACGAACCCUUCGCCGACGAAGAUAACGCUGAAUUUGCCAUGCCUCUCUCCACCCAGCUCUGGAUUGUACUUGGACGCUGCUUCCAGGGCUACUUCCGCCAACCCGAUUACAUCUAUGCCAAAUUCAUUCUCGGUAUCGCUUCCGGGUUGUUCAUCGGUUUCUCCUUCUGGCAGUCCGACAACACACAGCAAGGGUUCCAGGAUGUGCUCUUCAGUAUUUUCCUGUUGUGCACUAUCUUCAAUACUCUCGUGAACCAAAUCAUGCCACGAUUUGUUGCCCAGCGCUCUUUGUACGAGGUUCGCGAACGCCCAUCUCGUAUUUACUCGUGGAAGGUCUUCAUUGUGUCCCAAAUUAUCGUGGAAGUUCCCUGGCAAGUUUGCCUCGGUGUCUGUUCGUGGGCCUCCUUCUACUGGUCCGUCUUUGGUGCUGACCAGAGUGCUGAGCGACGCGGCCUCAUUAUGCUGUAUAUUGUACAGUUCUACAUCUAUGCUGCAAGUAUGGCCCAGUUUGUCGUCUGUGCAAUCCCUGAACCAACCCUUGCAGCGAUGCUUGCCACACUUAUGUUCGGACUGAGUUUCAUUUUCAACGGAGUUUUGCAGCCCCCAACUGCCCUGCCACGGUUUUGGAUCUUCAUGUAUCGCGUGUCCCCAUUCACGUAUUACAUUAGCGGCAUCAGCAGCACUGCGCUUCACGGUCGCAAGGUGGAGUGCAGCGCGGCUGAGCUCAGCAUCUUUGACCCACCGCCGGGCCAGACUUGCAUCGAGUAUCUGGCGAGCUAUCUCGAGAGCCCAACGCAACUUUACAACCACAACGCCACUUCAAACUGCAAAUAUUGCGCCAUGUCCUCGGCGGAUCAGUAUCUGGCAGCCCGGGAAAUUUACUGGGGCGAUCGAUGGAGGAACUAUGGCAUCUUCUGGUGCUACUUUGUGUUCAACAUAUUCGGAGCAAUUACCCUGUACUAUGUGUUCCGCGUGAGGACAUCCAAGGCGAAGGCUGUGAAGGGCAAGAAUCCCCUCUGA